Haliotis rubra (blacklip abalone) is the source of this 3493-nucleotide messenger RNA. RefSeq names its product cubilin-like. The record is from RefSeq and is a predicted model, not a curated record. NCBI's taxonomy places the organism in Eukaryota, Metazoa, Mollusca, Gastropoda, Lepetellida, Haliotidae. The transcript has 20 exons. The coding region runs from base 274 to 2901 and encodes 875 amino acids.
CGUGGCUGACCCACCGAACAAGAUUAUGUCAUAUGUCAGAUAGACUUGCCUGUUUGCUUUGUCCGGAUAUCGUUUGUGACCACCACCGUGAAGUCGAUAUUGGUCACAUCCGUAAUGUGUGUGUUGCAGUCUAUUACGUUCUUAUCCUUGGAGCAUUCCCUGUCUGAUAGGAUGUACACGAAGGCAUCUCUAAAACAGAUGUUAGUUACAUUGUGAGGUGAUCUACUAUUGUCAGUCUCGCAUGAGAGCUCUCUACCGCGACAGGACGCCAUUAUGAACAUAGCUUGUGUCUUUGGAAUAUGUGUGUUGUUGUAUGGAUCGCUGGUCUCAGGUGCGUGUAAUGUUACGCUCUAUGCUCAGAGGGAACCGCUGAAUUUCACAUCUCCUAACUUCCCAGACUACUACAGAAAAAAUGACAACUGUUUUUGGGACAUCUACCCGGAAACAAGAGGCUACAGGGUUGUGCUCGACAUGGUGUAUUCCAAUAUCGAAAGCUCUUCUACCUGUGCAUAUGACGUCCUUACCAUAUACGUCAUAAAUAAUGCUAAUCAAAGUAAAGCCGCAUCGCAUAGAUUCUGUGGACUGCGCAGAAUGUAUAUUCUCAUCGAAGAAAACCAGCAUUUCCAUGCAGUGUUCAAGACUGAUGGCACUCAAGCCAGAAAUGGUUUUCUAAUUAGAUACUAUGAAACAAAUGGCACCAGAGACUGCGGUGUACCUCUCGUAGCAACUUCUGUCGGCAAGACAUUUACCUCGCCUGGAUACCCAAACUCAUACUUCCCGAGUCAGACUUGUACCUGGACUAUUACAGCAGAACAUCAAAACCAAACCAUUCAACUGGACACCAUGGACUCGGUACUGCAGAAUAUCUCAUCUCAUGGAACUUGUUACAAUGAUUAUGUCACGGUAUACAACGGUCAAUACGGUUCCCACCAGCUCGGCACAUUCUGUGGCAACGAAAGACCUGUUUUUAACAGCGGUGGGAACGCAUUGAGUGUUCAUCUACGAACUGAUUCCUCAGAAACCUACAAAGGAUUCAAAAUGCUAUACAAAGCUAUACCGGCCACAACGUGCAACAUCACGCUUCUCUCAGGUUACAGUCCGAUGGUGAUUGUCUCCCCUGGCUAUCCAAACAACUACGUAAAUGGCUUGGACUGUCAGUGGACUAUAAAUGCACCCAUAUUCAGCUCUAUUACGUUGAAAGUUUUGUUUCUUGAUUUGGAAAAAGUGUCAUCGUGCGUGAAUGAUUAUCUACUGUUCAAAGAUGGUACGACGAACGAUGCCCGCCAAUUGGCAAAGAUUUGUGAACGUACGUCUCCUCAAAUCGUCAGCUCCAGUAACCAUAUGACCAUCAUGUUUCACUCAGACCAUGCUGUCACAGGAGGAGGCUUUCGUUUGCAGUACUCAUCUGCUUCCCUCUGUGGAUUAUCAAAACUUUUCGCAUCUUCUAUCAAAUGGAAGAACUUGACCUCUCCUGGCUAUCCUUCUCACUAUCACAACAAUAUAAACUGCGAGUGGAACGUCAUAGCACCCGUUGGAUAUGGCAUUAAAGUUGAAAUUAUAUAUUUGUCUGUGGAAUAUGCGCCAUUUUGUUCAAGGGACUAUCUUCUCUUCAACGACAGUUCAUCGUUUGGGGGUCAACAGUUGGGUAAAUACUGCGGUCUUUACAACAACAAACAUCUUGUCAGCUCCAGCAACUACAUGACCAUCGCCUUUCACACCGAUGGCGCUUUCACGCGACCAGGUUUUAAUCUGAAAUACAAAGCUGGAAUGCUCCUUACAACAACAACAACAACAACAACAACAACCCCAGACGGAAUGUGUGGUUCAAUGCUCAGCGCCAGCAAAUAUUCCUGGAGGUCUUUGUCAUCCCCUGGGUACCCAUACUACAACUACAACAACAAUAUGUACUGCGAGUGGACAAUCUCUGCACCUGUUGGAUAUAAAGUAAAGGUUGAAGUUCAGAUUAUUGCUAUGCAAUACGACCCAUCCUGUUCUAAAGACUACGUGCUCUUCAGAGAUGGUUUCCAGCCCUACGCCACUAAGUUGGGUAAAUACUGUAGUGACUUCACCGGCUACAUCGUCAGUUCCCGCAACGCCAUGACCAUCACAUUCCGCACUGACAGUUCUGUCACAGACACAGGAUUUUCUCUGAAAUACAUUGCGCGGACGAAAGGGUGUGGCGAAGAUGAUAGGAUAAACUAUGAGAUAAAAUACAUUGAAUCACCAAAUUAUCCUCUGCCUUAUCCCGACAAUGCGGACUGUGAGUGGACAAUCAGCACAUCCAUUGACGGAUAUGUAAUCCAUGCUAAAGUGGUGUAUUUCAGCACUGAGUGUCCCUAUGAUUAUGUACAGCUCUAUGAUGUCACGAGUAUUGAAAGCUUGAUCGGUCGAUGGUGUGGAAGAGAUGGACCAAAUACAGAGACAGUAGGGCAGAAAAUGAAGGUUAAAUUCCACUCCGAUGGUUCGACGCCUCGAACGGGAUUCAAGUUGUCGUUUACUUCCGGCGAACCAACAAAUGGCUCUCAGAACAUCGGAGCCAUACUGGGUGGUGUAUUUGGCGGUAUCACGGCUGUAGGUAUUGCAGCCUGCUGCUGCUGUGGGCUUUGUUUCAGGAAGAAAUCCAGUCCCAUCGACCAACAGCAGAGAAACAGAUCAUAUGAAGGCACCGUCUCUUUCAUCAACGUCCCCAGCUACCCGCGAACUCCGCCUACAGCUCCUACUGCUCCUACUGUUCUGCCGUUCAUGUCCCCACCACCUCCUUCUUACAAUGAUGUCGUGAAGGAUGAUCCCCCACCGUAUUGUCAGGCAGUUCCACUAUCAGACAUACAGCCUGUUGUGACGUCAUCCCCUAGCGGUGCAUCUGAAUAUCAAGGGAUAGAUAAUCCAGCAGGAUCCAUUUGAGUGAAAGUUUCAUAUGAUGUACAUGUUUGUAUCACUGGAGUAUACUCAAGCAGUCUCGUCAUCCAUAUACCUUUUUGUAAGGGCAAUCUUUUCGUACCAUGUUUUAUGAAGAUCAUCUCAUAUUCAAACUAUAGAUCAUUUCGUCAUGAGAGCCAAUGUUGAAAAUGUUGAUUGACUUGACUUAUUAGCAUACUAGCAUAUUAAUGAGGUUAUAAAAGUAACAAUAAGUCUCCCACUUGCAUGUAAUCUGCAUAUGUACCUGUAGUAAGAUGUUUUCUUGGUGCUGUGUAUGUAGCGAUUUAAUUUUUAAAAGUUUGUUUUAGUCAUUGAAAUUAUUUUUACGAAUAUGUACGAUGUCGAUCGGAUGUCGUCAUUUUGGAAGUGACAUAUCUUUCACCGACUGAUCGCUUUUCAAUAAAGAUUGUCCCAAACAAUGUACUAAUGGUGAAUGGAUACCGCACAAUCCACACAAUUCCCCCGAGGAAAGACACCUUAGAAUAUGCCCAUGAAUCUCGUUUGGUAUAGUUUCAUAUUUUGUUAUUGUUUUUGUUGUGUUUUUUUGUAAUAAAAAUAUUUUGUAUUUCAAAUGGUG